GGUCACAGAACGAGACCCUAAGAAAAUCGAGAGAGAGAGAUGCAAGCGAUCGACGAACAAUCAGCCGGAGAAUUGCGAGCUAUGGCGGGGGAUUACAGCUCCACCGCCUUGGCUCUUACUCCUCCGCCGGCGUACGAGAUGGUUAGGAGGCUGGCCGGAGAAAACGCGGUGGUGGUGUUCAGCAUGAGCGGAUGUUGCAUGUGCACCGUCGUCAAGCGCCUCCUCUUUGGCCUCGGUGUCGGCCCCACCAUCGUCGAGCUCGACCUCCUCCCCUCCUCCUCCGCCGCCGGCGACGUCCUCGCGGUCCUCUUUCACCUCUCCGGAGGCGCCGGAGGAGGAGGAAGGCUGCCGCCGAUUCCGGCGAUCUUCGUCGGAGGAAAGUUCCUCGGAGGCGUAGAUACUCUCAUGGCGUGCCACAUCAAUGGCUCCUUGGUCCCUCUACUCAAAGAUGCUGGAGCUCUCUGGCUUUGA
Messenger RNA from Tarenaya hassleriana, 471 nucleotides. RefSeq names its product glutaredoxin-C9-like. The coding region runs from base 40 to 471 and encodes 143 amino acids. The transcript has a single exon. NCBI's taxonomy places the organism in Eukaryota, Viridiplantae, Streptophyta, Magnoliopsida, Brassicales, Cleomaceae. The record is from RefSeq and is a predicted model, not a curated record.